Rhizopus microsporus ATCC 52813 is the source of this 1032-nucleotide messenger RNA. RefSeq lists its product as uncharacterized. NCBI's taxonomy places the organism in Eukaryota, Fungi, Mucoromycota, Mucoromycetes, Mucorales, Rhizopodaceae. Bases 1 to 1032 code for a protein of 343 amino acids. The record is from RefSeq and is a predicted model, not a curated record. The transcript has 3 exons.
AUGAGGUGGCCAUUUGGAGCAAAAGAGAAAGAACAAGAUACCAACCACAACACCAGCCGAGACUCGAGGACAUUCCUACUACAAAAGCAAACAAACACUUCAACAGUACAAAUAAGAGAAGAAGAAGUAGUAGAAUACAAGUAUGCGCCCAAACAACAAGACGAGGAACAACCAAUGGACUUGGGUACCUUGCAAGAUAUCUUUAGCUUUAGUUUCAUGAGAGGUCGUCCCAUUUUAAAUUUUAUUUUGGCUAUUCUGUGGAGUGUCGGAUUACCAGUGUUACUCUAUAAUAUAUUCAAACCACAUACAGGUCAAGUCCUUGCCAUGGUCAUUGCCUCUGCGCCUCCGCUUGCCAUUGUCAUCAUACGCAUGAUAAAAGAUCAUACAUUUGACCCACUUGGCUGUGUGGCUGGUAUCAGUUUCCUUAUUUCAGGAAUUCUGUCAAUUGCACAACCUGAUGAAAAGGUGUCUGCCAUUUGUGAAUCUAUUGUCCCUUUCACUCUAGGUACAGCUUGUAUCAUCAGCGUGAUACCUAUCAAGAUAGGCUCAUUUGAACUAAAGCUGCUUGUAUACCAGAUUGCCAACCAAAUCAUGCCGCGUGCUGAAGUAGAUGAAGAUCUCAAGAAACAAGAUAUCCAUCGUUUAACGAAUCAAAGUGGUCAAAAGAAGCUGGACUAUCUUUACACCCACAUGGCAAAGUUUCGUCAGGAUAUGCGUUACAUGACCUUCACCUGGGGCUUUCUUCUCAUACUUUCUUCUAUUGUCAAGAUCAUCAUUGUACUCACAAGCUCAAGUCUGACCAAGGCCCAGAUAUAUGGGUAUAUCCUCUUUGGGUUGACGACAUUUUUUAUGAUGUUCUUUACUUGGUUUUACACUAAAAUCAUCAAAGGUCACGUGCUUUCGCAAGUGGCCUUUUGGAAGGAAAAGAAAGAACAAGAGGAGAUGGAUAAGAAAGUAGAAACAGCCUAUAAUGCCGAAUGGGGUGUGAAUACGAUGUCAAAUGCCUAUGGUCAAGUCAUAGGUUUUAUUUGA